AUGGCAGUCUCACCUGUACUCACUCGGUCCCCUUCAGUGGCAACGCCCUCGUCCAGUGCCGCGAUCAAACCGGUCAGGGUAUCUUUUCAGGCCUCACGUAAUGCGCAGGAAAGCCUACAGGUGCCUGAAACUUCUCAAACAGAUGCAAACCGAGAACUCACGGAACAAUUGAACGAUGAUGUUCGACAUAAGUACAUCAAAGAAAAAAAGCUAGGUGAGGGUACCUAUGCAGUAGUGUAUCUCGGCCGGCUUCGCGCCGAUCCGUCGUCAUGUGUGGCUAUAAAAAAGAUCAAGGUCAAUGCUGAAUACAAGGACGGACUCUCCAUGGAUGCCAUCCGAGAAGUAAAAUACCUCCAAGAACUAUCGCACCCGAACGUCAUCGCCCUACACGAUGUGUUCUCCUCCAAGGAUCAAAACCUCAAUUUGGUGUUAGAAUUUCUACCUCUGGGCGACCUGGAAAUGCUCAUCAAAGAUGGAAAUAUACACUACGGUGCUGCUGAUAUCAAAGCCUGGAUGGGAAUGCUUGCCAGGGGCGUUUGGUUCUGCCACGAAAAUUUCAUCCUGCAUCGCGAUAUCAAACCAAACAAUUUGCUUAUUGCGUCGGAUGGCGACGUUAAGCUGGCAGAUUUUGGCUUGGCCAGAUCGUUUGCUGACCCCUACUUGAACAUGACACAUCAAGUUAUCACACGCUGGUAUCGACCCCCGGAGCUGUUGUAUGGCGCCCGGCAAUACUCGGGUGUCGUGGAUGUUUGGUCCAUGGGGAUGGUGUUUGCAGAACUCCUCUUGCGCGUCCCAUUUGUCGCCGGCAACUCCGAUCUUGAUCAAAUCUCCAAGAUAUGCGAUGCGUUUGGCACACCGUCCGAAGACAAUUGGCCUGGGGCGCGAGACCAAGAGGGGUCCCCCUCCCAAAGUCGGAACUCGUCUGCACAAGGAUCCUAUUCCACUAGUGCAACCACAUUCGAUGACGUGGAUGAUGCAACGGGUCACUCGAAACCCGGUUCCAAGUCUAAGGAAGCAAAGGGCAAUGUGAUCGUGAGCGUCCGUGUUAGGCCUGAACCGGGCGGGGCUGAAACCCCCAAGGCUAAUGGCGACUGGAUGGUGGAUGGACGACGGGGUCUCAUCUCUGGCGGGGGCAAAGAGGGUGGUGAUUAUACCUAUGAUAAUGUUUUCUCGACACAGGAGCAUAACGCAAAGGUUUACGAUUCCGCUGCAAAGCGCCUUGUACGACGAGUUAUGGAAGGAUACCAUGGGACGGUCUUCGCCUACGGAAUGACCGGUACUGGUAAAACCUUUUCGAUGCAAGGGACGGCAACAUCGCCUGGCGUUAUACCGUUGGCAAUCACAGACAUAUUCUCUUUCAUUCGCGAAACGCCACAUCGAGAGUUUCUCCUUCGCGUCAGCUAUCUGGAAAUCUACAACGAAAAGAUCCACGACUUGCUUUCUCUUUCCAGCGGAGGAGCCACCACCCAGCAAGAGGAAAUCAAACUACGCGAGGACAGCAAAAGGGGAGUGUAUGCGACACCUUUGCGGGAAGAAAUCGUCCAGAGUCCGACACAACUUCUUCGAGUCAUUGCAAGGGGUGACCACGCCCGAAGGACAGGCAGUACACAGUUCAAUGCUCGCAGUUCUCGAAGUCACGCAGUCGUCCAAAUUGUCGUGGAAAGCAGGGAGCGAGCUCCUGCGGGAGGUGCUCAUGACAGACGGUCAGGCAUAGCCCCUGGCGGAGUGCGUGUGUCGACGCUUAGCCUGAUUGACUUGGCUGGCUCUGAACGCGCCGCAGACGAUAAAGAACGGCGUACGGAAGGUGCACAUAUCAACAAGAGUUUGCUCACUCUAGGUACAAUCAUAUCAAGACUGUCGGAGACCAAAGAAAAAUCUGGUGAUGGUGAUGGCAGGCACUUACCAUUCCGAGACAGCAAACUGACACGACUUCUCCAGCCUGCGUUGUCUGGAAACUCGCUUGUCAGUAUACUGUGUACCAUUCAACUGGGCGGGGCCACCAAUUCCCAUUCCAGUGAAACUAUGAACACCUUGAAAUUUGCCUCUCGCGCCAAGAAUAGCAUUGUCAGUCAUGCUAAACGAGCAGAAGAGGCUUUCGGGGGUGGCGGCGGAGAUGCAGGGAGUCGAGUUCUCUUGGAACGCUAUCGGAUGGAGAUCCAAGCUCUUCGCGGCCAACUCGAGAAUCAGACAAAAGAACAGGCCGAAAAUACUAUGAAAAUAGAAGAAGAACAGUUUGAAAAGGAAACCCAGGCUCGCCACGAGGAACAAAUGCUGGAGAUGCAGUUGGCUCGGACAGCAUUGAAGGAACGAAUCGAACACCUCAACCGUCUGAUCCUCUGUUCCAAGUCAACCGGCGUGAAUAGCCAUGGAAGCAUGUCCGUCCUUGGCCGGUUCUCGCGAUUGUCUGCAACGGAUCUCGGAUCUCGGUCUUUGCGCUCUUCGGCCAGUCAGUCAACCUUAGCGGCGUAUGGACACACGCUUAGUCGACCUGUUUCUUUUCUCUCUGCGCAUAGCAACGAACCAUCCGGCACUUUGCCUGGCUCGUUCAGCAAUGAAGACGAAGACGACGUGAUGGGUGAGUUCGCGGAUGGCAAUGCCAGCGCCCAAGCACAGAUCACGGCCCUCCAGGCUGAUCUUACCGACAAAAACCGAUAUAUCUCCACAUUGGAAAGGCGCUUGCUGCAAGCAAGGCGUUCCAGCCAAUCCCGGAUGUCAGUGGGAGCAAAGUCUGGAACUAGCGUCUCGGAGAGCCCCGAUGCUACGGCUCUGCUUCGUGAGAAAGACAUGGAAAUAAAUGAACUUCGCCAGCAACUUGAUGAUAAAGACCGAAUGCUCGCCGCAUUCCGUUCAGCCGCCCGACAUCGAGAUCUGGCACACAUCACCACGGACACUCGUCCUCUGAGUACCAAUGACAAGCCAGAUAUCAAUAUAGGCGGCCAACCUCUAAAGGCUGACUCCGAUGGCGACCUUGCGUCCAAAGGAGGGGAAGCAGAGGAGAAGCGAAGGAGAAGCAUGGACGAUGUAUCACGGAUCUUGGACGAAAUGAUCCAUGACCGCGUUAAGAGCGGACAUCUAGUGAAGGGCGCUCGUGGGAGUGUACGCAUUCCUACAGAAAGCCGACGCGCGUCCGAAUCCAUGAUGAACACGGAGACGGAGACGGACCAGACAUCGGCAUAA
Molecule: messenger RNA, 3177 nt
Organism: Aspergillus campestris IBT 28561
Lineage: Eukaryota; Fungi; Ascomycota; Eurotiomycetes; Eurotiales; Aspergillaceae
Product: putative kinesin family protein (KipA)
Exons: 5
Coding region: 1-3177 (1058 amino acids)
Biological process (GO): protein phosphorylation; microtubule-based movement
Molecular function (GO): ATP binding; protein kinase activity; microtubule binding
Source: RefSeq, a predicted model, not a curated record